UGUCAUAAGUGUACCACUGCCAUCCAAUCCUUGUUAAUCCAUGAAUUUACUGACAGCUCACUAACUGUUGGUGGGAAGCCUUUUCAGUGUGUUUAAUGAUGACUGUCAUUUAAUGAAACCAUAAAGUGGCCUUGCCAACCCAUCAUGUUUUUAAGAUUUUCUUACAAUUUUAAGGGAACUUUAUUAUCACAUCAAUCACUGCUAAAAAAAAUUAACCCUUAUUGACGUAGAUCUUGCAAUGAGAGUGAGUAUGGGGAUGAGGGUAGUACACACCCACUAUCAUUUCAUGAUUUCAGCACCAGUUGCGAUUAUUCUUAGCGACGACACACAAGCACAACUACUGCUGUAAAGCUAUGGGAAGCACAGGACGGGGAGAUUUGACUUUGAGUAAUAUUCAAGAAGUAUUUUGGAGUUGUGGUUUAUUUUGAUGUCUCAGUGCAUUGACAGGUGUAUCCUCGACUAGGAAGCCUCAAUUUAGGGCACUCUCUAAGCUACAAGGAAAGACAUCCAAGUUGUUGGUCAAAACUCUGUCAGAGAGGUUGACACACUGAGUGGAUUUGCUGACUUCAACGCAUGCAUGUAGUCCUGCACACUGUUUAGAGUUCAGCGAUGGCUGAUGUCCUUCCUGAUUCUUUUGGCCUUUCUCCUGUUCUCAUCACUCUGCGGACUUGUUUCAUCACCGUCCUUGCAAUCGUGAUUAUUGUUGGAAAUAUCCUCUCUAUCACUGUGACGUGUCGCGUGACUUACUUGGCCGACAGCACCAAGGUUCUGAUGAUGGCGCUGGCCGCCUCCGACCUGCUCGUUGGUUUGUUAUCCCUUCUCUUUGCUGUCUCUUCGGCACUGGACAGAUGGCCGUUUGGGACAAUUGGAUGUACAUUAGUAUCACACUGUAUAUUCAUUGGUUUGUUUAUUUCUAUAUUCUCUAUCACUGGUCUGAACGUUGACCGGUACAUCGCUAUCACAAGGCCUUACAAGUUUCCUGUGUGGUGCAGCAAACGACGUACUGUAAGUUUUGUAGACAUUGUCUCAAUUUUAGCCGUCUCUGGUUCAAUGAUUCAGUAUAUCUUUGGACAACAUAGUAAGUACUAUCCAGCCAUUGCCAUGUGCAGUUUUAGCUAUACUUCAGACGCUUCGAAUAUAUUGCUAGUGUUUGUAGCCUUGGCCAUUCCGACACUAGUCAUAACACCCAUUUAUUACCGCAUCAUUCGAAUCAGUCGACAACACCAACUGCGUGACAAUCCAAAUAAUGAAGGCAACAACGUUCGAGACAACAAAGCUCUGAAAGUGUUUCUGAUGGUCACCUUGACAUUUGCCAUUUGCUACUCACCGAAUUCACUCCUGCGCUUGGUGGAGGGUUUAGCUAAUUGGACCAGCCCAGAUUGGCUCCAGUUCAUAGCCGAGUGGCUUUUCAUUGCUAACAGCGCUUUCAAUGUAUUCAUUUACUGUCUCUUCAACAUGGCUUACCGACAGAUGGCUAAGAAAGUUAUUCAAGAGAGAAUCCUGUGUUGCAAGCAUUCUGCUGUGGGACCAGUGAACAUCUAAUAAUGAAACAGAACAUGUAACUCUGGUUGACCGUACCAGUGACAGAACCAAAUCCUUGACAAGGAAGAUCUAUCAGUAUGUCAAUACCCUGAAAAGGGCAACAAGGACAGACUACAACAGAGCCAGCUGCCUCCUUAUGGAAUAAGAGAGACUGGAA
Messenger RNA from Acanthaster planci (crown-of-thorns starfish), 1699 nucleotides. RefSeq names its product beta-4C adrenergic receptor-like. Gene Ontology annotation, cellular component: membrane. The record is from RefSeq and is a predicted model, not a curated record. Lineage: Eukaryota; Metazoa; Echinodermata; Asteroidea; Valvatida; Acanthasteridae. Gene Ontology annotation, molecular function: G protein-coupled receptor activity. Gene Ontology annotation, biological process: G protein-coupled receptor signaling pathway.